Messenger RNA from Cottoperca gobio, 584 nucleotides. It is a transcript of the gene ndufb7, whose product is annotated as NADH:ubiquinone oxidoreductase subunit B7. The record is from RefSeq and is a predicted model, not a curated record. Gene Ontology annotation, cellular component: mitochondrion; respiratory chain complex I. Lineage: Eukaryota; Metazoa; Chordata; Actinopteri; Perciformes; Bovichtidae. The transcript is spliced from 4 exons. Bases 136 to 504 code for a protein of 122 amino acids.
CCACCUGCCAGCGGAACCUUUGUCACUUGGCUAGAGGGGAGGUGUUUCUCUGGAGUACCGCUCGGCUGUUUAUUUCCGUUGAGAGGCGGAAGUGGCUACAAGGGGCUUGUGGAGUGUAUACACAUCGUCGGUGCCAUGGGAGCUCACCUGGCAAGACGGUAUGUCAGCGAGACGGACACCGAGCCGGACCCUGCAAAGAAAUUCGAGUUCGACCCCCAGUUGGGUUUUCCAGAGAGGACCGAGAGAGAGAUGAUAGCAAGCCAGGAGCAGAUGAACUUGGCCAUGCUGCCUUUGGAUCAGAGGGACUACUGUGCCCAGUACCUCUUGAAACUCAUGAAGUGCAAGAGAGACAACUGGCCCAACUUCCUGGCCUGCAAGCAUGAGAGACACGAGUGGGACUACUGCGAACACCAGGACUACGUGAUGCGUAUGAAGGAGUACGAGAGAGAGAGGAGGCUCCAGCUGAGGAAGAAAAGAAUAGAGGCUCAGGCUGAAGCUGCAUGAUCUGUGCAUCCUCCAAUGCUUCUUCUUCUCUGUAUAUAUGUGCCGCUGCUCACAAUAAACAAUACUGUUUAAACUCUACA